Messenger RNA from Fusarium keratoplasticum, 792 nucleotides. RefSeq lists its product as uncharacterized. The coding region runs from base 1 to 792 and encodes 263 amino acids. The transcript has a single exon. The record is from RefSeq and is a predicted model, not a curated record. NCBI's taxonomy places the organism in Eukaryota, Fungi, Ascomycota, Sordariomycetes, Hypocreales, Nectriaceae.
AUGGAUGCCAACGGACAGCAAGACUCGCCGCUGUCCAUCAGCGCCAACAUCGCGGGCAUCCUCACCUUUGUGGUCGCAAUCAUCGCCGCCGUCUACGCCCGGCUCACGUACCUGCGCAACAGUGACGAAGAGUACUUUCGUGUCAAGACCUCUUUGUCAUGGUACAAGACCGAAUCUGCGUGGUUGGCAGACCUCGUAACUGCCAUCAACGCCCAGCACGAGGGCUUUCAUGCCUACCAGCCUGAACAUCAGAUGUACACCUUCGUUAUGGAAGAUCUGUUAAACCUUGAGCAGCGCCUUCUUGAUCUGGUGGCUGAGACGGAGGCCAAAGCAAGUAUUGGCGACGAGGGUCAAAGGUGGACACUGGUGCCGAGAAGUUGGCGUGGCGGCCGCACGACGGUUGCCAUGGCCUGGUUACCAGUGCGGACAAAGGCGUUGGAGCUGGUGAGGCAGCGAGAAGGGUUGACGACCAGAGUCCAGUUCAUGCAGACAAGCAUGAUCUCAUCACGGCUGCGUGACCUGGAGUCCAGGACGAAAUGGCGCGAGAUGAAGAUGGAUGAGAGCUCACGCAAGCUGGAAGCUCUAGUUGAGAGCCAGAGGGAUCGGAUUCACCGGUUAGAGGAGCUCGUGAGCCGAUUGACGCACCAGGAUCAGAGUCUUUCGCGGGUCGGGACCUUGACAAGCCUUGGAGUCAAAAGAAGCGAAUCGAUGGAUUUAUUUGAGGAUGACGUUUCAACCACGGUAGGCGAGCCCGGGGAGGCGAUUCCAGCAAGGAAAUUAACCAAAGAAUAA